Molecule: messenger RNA, 540 nt
Organism: Triticum aestivum (bread wheat)
Lineage: Eukaryota; Viridiplantae; Streptophyta; Magnoliopsida; Poales; Poaceae
Product: RHOMBOID-like protein 10, chloroplastic
Exons: 6
Coding region: 129-482 (117 amino acids)
Cellular component (GO): chloroplast membrane
Molecular function (GO): serine-type endopeptidase activity
Source: RefSeq, a predicted model, not a curated record
UACUUGCCACGAAGGUCAACAGCCUGAUCAGCAAAGGGCAAAUCUGGCGCCUGGUCACACCAGCUCUUCUUCAUGGACCUCUUUAUCACAUUACUUUAAAUACUCUCUCUUUGGCUAGCAUCGGGCCUAUGGUGGAAGAGGUUGUUGGCCCUAGAAGAUUUCUAGCCAUUUAUUUCACUUCCGCACUAUCAGGUUCACUGAUGAGUUACUGGUUUAACUCCGCACAUAGUGUUGGUGCAUCUGGUGCUAUCUUUGGACUGGUUGGUGCCCAGGCUGUUUAUCUGUGGAGGCACCAAGAGCUUUUUGGAAAUGCAAAGGAAAAAUUUGAGAAUAUUAGAUUUGUGAUUUUAUUAAAUCUGGGCAUCGGCCUUCUUUGGCGCCGCAUCGACAAUUGGGCACAUCUGGGAGGGUUGCUUGGGGGAGCAGCGGUCGAAUGGUUCUACGGUCCAGAUUGGAAAGGGCGCCCGUUGUUUGGCCAAUGAGUAGCACAAGACCACAAUAACGCUCACGGCUUGCACAUAAAUUUAUCGUGCUGGUCCC